GAACUCCUUAAAUAUUCAAUGGCAAAAGGUGGUAAUUUUUGGGUUUUUGCAAUUCUCAUUUUGGGCCUCCUAUAUACAGGAUUCACGUGUGAUUUGAACAACAUCCAAUAUGAAGUAGAAAGAAGUGAAAGAAUAAUACUAGGGGAACAAGAAUGGAACGUGACAAUGCUACAAACCUGCCCGAAUUGUUCAAUGAGUAACAUUACAUUUAGAAACUGCAACAAUUGGCUAACUGUUGAACCAGUUGAUCCAACUAUUUUCUCUAAAGAUGGAGAUAAAUGCGUUCUUAUUGACAAUAAUAUUUUGAAGCCAGGUCAACAUGUCAACUUCUCUUAUGCUUGGGAUACUCCUGUUGUUUGGAUCCCAGAUUCUGCGGUUGUUAUUUGCUAGUAAAUGUGCUUAAUUUGCUAGCUUCAAUGUCAAAUUAUGGACAUAGUUUAGAAUAAAUCUAGUGUUUAUUGUCUUUUGCAAGAACUUGAUCGAUCAAUGUAUGUUUUUUUUCUUCUUAUUGUCACUUAGUUGUUCGAGACUUCGAGAGUGGAGAGUAUAUGUUGUGUGAACUCUUUUCCCCGAAGUAUUGCUACUUUAUUAACACUAUCAAUCAUCGCUUCUAAUAAGCCAUAUGGUUUUAGAAUGAGAAAUUUCUAAAAAUUGUUCUGAAUAUCUGUGUUAAGAAAUUUGUAUAUUGACAAAUGUGAAAAAUCAAUAUUACUCAAUUGCUAGGAACAAAUCCCAUUUAUAAUACCCAAUUUCUAGGAUCGAAUUCCGUUUGUAUCGCUUUUAUAACACCCCAUUUGUAUUGCUUUUAUACACCAA
Messenger RNA from Chenopodium quinoa (quinoa), 816 nucleotides. RefSeq lists its product as uncharacterized. The record is from RefSeq and is a predicted model, not a curated record. NCBI's taxonomy places the organism in Eukaryota, Viridiplantae, Streptophyta, Magnoliopsida, Caryophyllales, Amaranthaceae. Bases 19 to 390 code for a protein of 123 amino acids. The transcript has 2 exons. Gene Ontology annotation, biological process: cell fate determination.